AUGAAACAAAAGCGCAACCAAGCACCCAAAAUCGGCACUGGUAGUGAAUCACAAACUCAAUUCAGGCAAAACCGAGUUUUUGGUACUGCUUGGAACACCAACGUAAAUAUCCCAAAAAAGCCUGUUUCAGACAACAUUUUCACCAAACCGAAACCUGCUAUUCCACAAAGACAAUCCAAACAACCAACACAAGUUAUCACUGAAACCACCACUCUAACACAACCAACUGAUACAAAAUCACCAGAAAAUCUGAACCUCAUAAAGAACAAAAAAAGUGACACAUUCCCACAAGAAAAUGAUUCUGCAGAGGCUAAAACUCCGGUUACAUCCUCUCAUGCUAGAGGAAAGAGUAAAAUGCAAGCAACACCGUUUUACAGUGCAGUAAAUUGCAGCAAAUGUCGUUUUGAUAGGCUUGAGACUUCGUCUUAUUGGGUUGGACAAAUCAAAUUGGCAGAGACGGUUGGGAAACACUUUGUUGCUUGUGGAUUCUUCGAGCUUGCUUUCGAAUCUCAGGCUGAGCCAAUAAGUAACCUUCGGAUCGAGCUUAAGAGGUAUUUGUCAAGGCAUGGACACUUAUAUGAGGAGAAGGAAUGGAAAAAAGUUGCGGCUAAGUAUGGAUUAUUGAAAGAUGAAAGCAUCACAAGUGAAAUGAACUCAUAG
Messenger RNA from Lathyrus sativus (Indian pea), 660 nucleotides. Lineage: Eukaryota; Viridiplantae; Streptophyta; Magnoliopsida; Fabales; Fabaceae. The record is from the annotation of a GenBank genome assembly.